Messenger RNA from Hemicordylus capensis (graceful crag lizard), 9112 nucleotides. RefSeq names its product semaphorin 5B (gene SEMA5B). The transcript has 27 exons. NCBI's taxonomy places the organism in Eukaryota, Metazoa, Chordata, Lepidosauria, Squamata, Cordylidae. Gene Ontology annotation, molecular function: semaphorin receptor binding; chemorepellent activity. The record is from RefSeq and is a predicted model, not a curated record. The coding region runs from base 800 to 4075 and encodes 1091 amino acids. Gene Ontology annotation, biological process: neural crest cell migration; positive regulation of cell migration; axon guidance.
CCCUUAGCUCGCGCUCUCUCUCGCUCCCUCCUUCCUUGCUUCCCCCUCUCCGUCUCCCCCACCCCCCCCUCCUGAUGGAAAAGGGUUGAAGCGUUUCUGAUAGGAGCCGGGACUGCUCCUAACAGGAAAGGAGAGAGAAGAGGGAAAGAAGACGAGGAAGACUGCAGCCGAAACUCCAAGGCGAUUGUAGUUUGCCGGAGAUCUUCCUUCCUUGUUUGGGCUUCCUAGUCCAGAAGACCAGAAAGGCGGCUUGUAGGAUCGCUGGACUUUAUAGAGUGCUGCUCUUUUGGUGGGAUCUCGAUCUCCUCUCCUCUUUCUUUUCCUUGUGUCCACAGGCGGGCCCCCCUCCCCUUAAGGUAACAUCCUUCAGGGCAAGAUGUACGUGUGAAUGGCUGCCAGCAGACGCGACAAAGGGGAAACAUUCAAAGUGCAUUCUGAUAAUUGUCAGGAAAAAGGGAACUUCUGGCAGCUGCAAGCCAAUCUCCAGUGUUACUAGAGGUUGCUACAGAAUUAUAAUGGAGCAUGGACUUCAAAAUGAGACAACAGUGAUGCAAAGGUGGUGUACCUGUCACUAAUCCUAUGCGUGGCAGCUCUUGCGAGAGUUCAUGAGCAAGCUGCCAGCUGGGGAAGAAGAAAGCAGCAGAGGCGGAAAACAAAACGGUGGCAGGAAGGCAGGAGAAAACAAUGGUGGAGGGAAUGCUAAGAUGGAGCCUGCUAGGAUACAUAUGUACAUAAUCUGAAAACAAAGUAUCCUCCGGGGGCUGACCUUGGAUGCUAAAUCUGCAGCACAUCUUCAACCAUGGUUGUUUCAAGAUUAAAGGCUGGUCCACUGUCACUGCCAAGCCUUUUCCUUCUCACUUUUCACCUCUCUACAUCGCAGAACAUUCUUGACUACCCUGAAGAUGAGCAGCAGUGUUCAAGAAGAGAGCACCCUACCAUUUCUUUUGAAGAUCUGAAGCCCUGGGUGUCCAAUUUCACCUAUCCAGGUGUGCGGGACUUCUCUCAACUUGCUUUGGAUGCCAAUCGGAAUCAGCUCAUUGUUGGAGCCAGGAACUACCUCUUCAGACUUCGUCUACACAACGUUUCUCUUAUUCAGGCAACAGAAUGGAGCUCAGAUGAAGACACCAGGAGAUCCUGUCAGAGUAAAGGAAAAACUGAGGAGGAAUGCCAGAACUAUGUUCGUGUUCUGAUUGUUUAUGGCAAGAAGAUUUUCACUUGUGGUACCAAUGCCUUUUCACCUAUAUGUUCCAGCAGACAGGUAGGAAAUCUCAGCAAAAUAAUUGAGAAAAUAAAUGGGGUGGCUCGCUGCCCUUACGACCCCCGGCACAACUCCACAGCUGUGAUCACAUCACAGGGAGAGCUGUAUGCUGCAACUGUCAUUGAUUUCUCGGGACGGGAUCCCGCUAUUUACCGCAGCCUCGGAAAUGUCCCACCUCUUAGGACAGCACAGUACAACUCCAAGUGGCUUAACGAGCCUAACUUCAUUGCUGCCUAUGACAUUGGUUUGUUCACUUACUUCUUUUUCCGCGAGAAUGCUGUUGAACAUGACUGUGGAAAAACAGUCUAUUCUCGAGUUGCAAGGGUUUGCAAAAAUGACAUUGGAGGGCGAUUUUUGUUGGAGGACACAUGGACAACGUUUACGAAAGCUCGUCUGAACUGCUCCCGCUCUGGAGAAAUCCCCUUCUACUACAAUGAACUGCAAAGCACUUUUUAUCUUCCUGAACAGGAUUUGAUCUACGGAGUGUUCACUACCAAUGUAAACAGUAUUGCUGCUUCAGCAGUGUGUGCCUUCAAUCUCAGUGCUAUUACACAAGCCUUCAAUGGGCCUUUCCGAUACCAAGAAAAUCCCAGAUCUGCAUGGCUGCCAACAAUUAACCCCAUCCCCAAUUUCCAGUGUGGAACGUUGAAUGAUGAUAGCCCCAAUGAAAACCUGACAGAAAGGAUCCUUCAGGAUGCCCAGCGCUUAUUCCUGAUGAAUGAUGUUGUGCAGCCUGUUUCAGUGGAUCCAUAUGUCACUCAGGACAACAUCCGUUUUUCUAAACUGGUGGUUGACAUUGUUCAAGGAAAGGACACACUUUACCAUGUAAUGUACAUUGGGACAGAGCAUGGCACCAUUUUGAAGGCACUUUCUACAACUAAUAAGAGCCUGAGGAGCUGUUAUUUAGAGGAAAUGCAGAUUCUUCCCGCCAGCCAAAAGGAACCAAUCCAGAGCCUCCAAAUCCUGCACAGUGACAGAUCACUCUUUGUGGGUUUGAAUAAUGGCGUGCUAAAAAUUCCUCUGGAGAGAUGUUCAAUGUACAGAACAGAAGGCGAGUGCCUGGGAGCAAGGGACCCAUACUGUGGCUGGGAUAGGAAGCAGAAGCGAUGCACAACCAUUGAGGACAGCUCCAACAUGAGCCUGUGGACUCAGAGUAUUACAGAGUGCCCUGUCAGAAAUCUGAUAAUGGACGGUCAAUUGGGGGCCUGGUCCCCAUGGCAACCCUGUGAGCACUCAGAUGGAGACAGCACAGGCUCCUGCAUGUGCAGACUGCGGUCAUGUGACAACCCGCGGCCUCGGUGUGGUGGACGUGACUGUGAUGGAGCCAGAAUAGAGAUUGCAAAUUGCUCCAGGAAUGGAGCUUGGACACCAUGGUCGUCCUGGGCCCCCUGCAGCACUUCCUGUGGGAUUGGCUUUCAGGUCCGUCAGAGGUCAUGCAGCAACCCUGCUCCGCGAUACGGAGGCAGGGUCUGUGUCGGACAAAGCAGAGAGGAGCGAUUCUGCAAUGAGAACAGCCCAUGCCCAUUACCAAUAUUUUGGUCUUCGUGGGGCCCUUGGAAUAAAUGUAGUGCAAACUGUGGUGGAGGAGUGCACUCAAGGCAAAGGUCUUGUGAAAAUGGAAACACCUGUCCUGGGUGUGCUGUGGAAUAUAAAACCUGCAGCCCAGAGGCCUGCCCAGAAGUGCGGAGGAAUACACCUUGGACACCGUGGAUGCCCACCAACAUCACCCAGAGUGGGGCCCGCCAGGAGCAGCGCUUCCGCUACACCUGCCGUGCUCAGCUGGCUGACCCCCAUGACCUCCAGUUUGGCAGAAAGAAGAUGGAGAGUCGCUUCUGCCCAAAUGACGGCUCAGCAGUUUGCGACACUGAUUCUCUAGUUGAUGACCUUCUGAAAAGUGGCAAGACCUCUAUCCGGAUCAUCAAUGGUGGUUGGUCUUUUUGGGGAGGCUGGUCAUCUUGUUCUCGAGACUGUGAACUGGGUUUCAGAACCAGGAAGCGAACAUGUACCAAUCCAGAACCAAAAAAUGGUGGCCUGCCUUGUACUGGAUCAGCAAUGGAAUAUCAGGAUUGCAACCCACACCCCUGUCCAGUGAAAGGCUCGUGGUCUUGCUGGACUCCUUGGUCUCAGUGCUCAGCAACUUGUGGAGGUGGGCACUACCAGCGCACCCGAACCUGCACCAACCCAGCACCCUCUAACGGGGAAGAUAUCUGCAUUGGAUUGCACACAGAGGAAGCACUGUGCAAUACACACUUAUGUGAAGGAGGCUGGUCCGAAUGGUCUGAAUGGAGCUUGUGUAACGAAGAUGGGAUCCAGUACCGUAGCCGUUAUUGUGAAGUCCACAAUCCUGGAUCUUCCCAGUGUGCCGGGAACAGCACACAAUACCAAGACUGUUUGUAUAAUGAGAUCCCUGUAAUCCUGCCAGCUUCAAGCAUUGAGGAGAGCACGAACUGUGGAGGAUUCAGCCUCAUCCACCUGAUUGCCACAGGAAUCUCCUGUUUCUUUGGUUCUAGCCUCUUAACCUUUGUUAUCUACGUUUACUGCCAGCGCUGCCAAAGGCAAUCCCAGGAAUCGACUGUUAUCCAUCCUACCACUCCCAAUCAUCUACAUUACAAAGGCAACACAACUCCCAAGAAUGAGAAAUACACACCUAUGGAAUUCAAGACACUUAACAAGAACAAUUUAAUACCAGACGACAGGACCAACUUCUAUCCUUUGCAGCAAACAAAUGUGUAUACAACAACCUAUUACCCCAGUACACUGAAUAAAUAUGACUACAGGCCUGAGGCCUCCCCUGGAAGGACCUUUACUAACAGCUGAUGAUGGACCAAUCCUCCAAGAACUGGAUUGCUUCCUAUAUGAUUUUUAUUUUUUAAAUUGAGUUUAUGGACCAAAUAUUGGCCCAGUCUCUAGAUGUAAAUAUUAUACAGUGGGCCUUUUAUUUUCUCUUUUAUCAGUGGUCUUACUUUCAAAGCAGCACAUCUUCUUAAGUGGACUCACUGCUUAUGGAUAAAGGACCAUCCUGCCAAGGAUUUUUGAGGAGUCCUCAGCUUGAGAUAGCACUUAUUGCUAUGGAUGUUUAUGGCUGGACAUUAUGCUUUGUGUCUGAUGCCAAGAUUGUCCAGAAACCAACCACAAUGUGCUAAACUGGUAUGUGGUAUGUGGCUAGCCAGCACUUCCUCAGAAACUCAGUGGACAUCUAAGGAAGAAGAAGUUCACACCAUAUGCCUACAGGUUAACGGUACUAUAAAUGUCAUCUGUAAGACCAGCCUUAUGUGAAAGUGUGCUCAAGAUGUUGGUUUUUAAGUUUCUGGAUUGAUCACAGUGUCAUCAGUUUCCUGUGACAUGGAGCAAUAUAUGCAACCUUUCAAUGAAAAUGGUUCUCACAUGAAAGAACCAUCUUGAAGCAUUUCUGGUCAUAAUUCUCUUUGGGGGGAAUAGUAGUAAGACAUUCAGUGAAGUAAAAGUUUGGGUAAUGAAGGUUGGCCUUUGGGUAUGUUGAAUGGUGGCUUUAUCCCACUGGAGAAAAUAUGAAGAGAAUGGAACAAGAGCCAUGGAAUAUCUUGAUAGGAAAAACAAACAUUUCUUCCAACUUUGAUUCAAGUAGCCUCUGAAGUAACUUCAAGAUUGAUGGCCCUGUUCAUGUUGAAAUCACCAAGCUUUGUGCUAAUGCCGAUUUUAUUUUUUAUAAUUUUUUAUUCACUUGAUCAAAGAGAAAUGUUUUUUGUUCGCGGUUUGUCUCUGAAGAAUGUCUCCAUAGUGUAGUCUAACCCAGAAAGCCUACUUCAGAUUCCUUCAGUGUCUUCCAGCCAGUAUUCCAUGAAAAUACAACAUUCAUCAUCAAUUGCCAAUAUUCUUCAGUAUCUGAGCAAGAAGGGGGGGGGAGGUAAUCCUGAUUCAAUUAAGGUGAGCUGGGAUCUGUAGCAUUAUUAAACACUCAGUCCAGUUCAGUCUUGAAAUGUAAUUCUGUGUAUAUGUGUGACUGUGCAGGCCAUGAUGUCCAUGGCCAGAUUAUUGUCUGACAUUAAUGUCUAGCAGGAUGCAUACCUCUUAUCCUUGCUUUAAUGGGCAAUCACAUCCAGUGUGUUUGGCAAUGUAAGUGACUUUGCCACUGUUUUUAGUGUUCUCUGGUACGUAUAUUGUUAGCCAACUCCUCCUGGUGCUAAGAGCUGGAGAUUGCCACAAUAUGAAGCAUGUGAUCAGCAGAGUGGGAUCCAGUCCCUGCACAAAUGAUGAGCACUUCUAGAGCUUGGGCUCCUUUUGUGUGUCUUCUUUCAGAAGUGAUCAGAUCUGUCUGCAGUUGCUAGCUUGAUAAUGCUCCAAGCCAUUUGUUUUAGAGUUGGAUUUACUGUGUGGCAGGUAGCACUGUAUCAUUCCCCUUGUGCUGCUUGUAACAGGCCUUUUUGGAAAUAUAGUCUUGAGACGUGGCAGAGCACAGCACCAUCAAGGCCAUUAAAAUACUUGCCUGUUUUUUCAUAACUCGCAAUGCCUGACUGUUUUAAGGGGAAAUCACCUGAUGCCAGCAUCUCAUACACCUUAUGCAACCACAAGUCAGAAAACAUGUUAGUGAGCACUGGUGCCUAAACUGUGCAAAAUUUCCGUGGCUGAAUCUGGAUGGGUGCAUGGGCUAGACUUUUUUGAAUUUAGAAACACUGCUUGCCUUUUUCGUUUUCGGCUGCUGCUUUCCACAUGCCAGUGGUUGAGAACUUAAUCCAUCUGAUUGCUACAGGCUUGUAUCCCAGCCCCAAUAGCUUUGAGAAAUAGUUUGGGGCAUCUUGGAAGCUUUGUUUCAAAGGGUUACCAGUGCAUUGCAAAACUCUGAUUCAUUUUGCAAUUGUGUGGUUUUUUUUAAAAUAGAUACAAAUGAAUUAAACCUUCAAGUUCAGUGUUCUUUUCCAUUCUUUUUGAAUGUGGUUUUUUGUUUGUUUGUUGCCAUGGAAUAAACCAGGUAAUUCUUUUUUCUGCUAGAUGAAGCCUAGACUUCCUUCUCUAUUAUACCUAUAGAAUAACUCCCCACUCCCCCUUCUAGUUAGGCAGCAGAAGUUUAUUUCUUUAAAUGCCAGAAAGCAAGGAUGUUUUCAGCCAGAAUAUUCCAAUUCAUUCUUUCCAGGAUCUGAAAGGGAAGCAGGAUACCCUUUCAACUGCAGGCAGGCAGAUUCCAUUUCAGUGCAUGGGAGACGGGGUGCCAAAGUACAUCUGAACUCUUAUCAUUCAAUUAGCAUUUGCAUAAGAAUGCUAUUGCAUUGACUCUUAAGGUCCAUGUUAAUGCAAAGUAGAGAACUGAAUUCCUUUUGAGCUCUCCAGUGCAGGGUAGGUUGAUAAGAUAGGAUACAGUGACAUACUCGCAUCUCUGGUUCAGCAGGUAACUCAGUGCUGCUAACGUCCAUGGUAGAUUGGACCAUUUCUCUGUAGGGAUCUUUAACACUGAAACUUCCUAUGCUCAGGGUCAUAAUAAUGCACGUUGCAGUGUGCAGGAAAUGUAUUCCGUUCUACAGUGCUGCUUUUUUGUCAACAGGAUGAUGUGGAGCUGUCUGAAAAGAAAACAAGCCCCUGGUUGAGUGUUUGAUGAGGAAAUUGUAUUGCUCUAGUUAGGACAGCUGUGUGCAAAUGCUUUGGAAUACAUUUUUGGGUGACUCAUUUCUUGCUACAUGGAAAGGAGAACCAGAUGAGGAGCACCUCACUCACACCCAGUGGGACUGUCUUCCACAUUGCAUAGGAAGAUAAGAUGCUUCAGAAAUUCAAGAGGACUGCUCAAAGCAGUUUCUACAUGGCAGGAAGGUAGCUGUUCAAAGAACGUCAGUCCACAUGUUGAAUGCAAACCUUUAGGAGCUGUUAGAAUUAUGCCCAGAUUCUUUAUGGCCAUAGGCACUGAUGGGCAUCUAGUCCAGUUUUCCCAUAGAUAGGUGAUGGAAUGUAGCUCAAAGGGAUCAAAGCCCUCCCAAUUUUUAGAAAUAUGUUACAGCCUUCUGUACCUGAAUGGCCUUAGGCAACAUCUGAAACAUUGUUGAGCAGAAGUAGUGAAAACUAAAGCCAUUAUGGAAGCAAAUUAUGUUGUUGUUCCAAAUGGUAAUGGGAUAGGGGAGAGAACACAGCUAAUCUAGCUAACUGUUUCGGGCGUGAAUAAUGGGAGCAUACAUGCUGGAGGGUCCUGCAGUUUCUUGUGGAUGAGAGGGCUAAAGAGAGAACAUUUUCAUAGGAGAGCAUGUUAUAAUUUUCAGUGUCAGGAUUAUAAUCUUUGAUCACUUAAAUGAGAGAAACUUUUCACAGAUGAGUUUUCAAAAAGAAAUUCAUGUUGUUGCACCAGCUUUUUGCAGGAGCAAUGUAAGGAUUACACUUGCCAUCACACAUGACUCCAACGACGUCUUACAGGCACAUAUGUAACUCUCACCCUCAGCACAGCUGUGCCAUUUCAUUUCAAUGGAAGCAGGACAUCAAAGUGUCUGCCAUUUCACGUGGGCAGAACUGUUGCCAUCACCAUUGAAUGGGGCAAUGCUUGUUGCCAGGAGAUUGCUGUGUUCACAUCUAGGGGAGCAUGCAGGCCUCUGGAUGAAAGCAAAGGGAUCCAAUGAUUGAAAGGCUGAAGAGUUCAUCUAGCUGAAUAGACCAAUCUCACUUUCCUCUUCCAUACAAAUGAAUAAUAUUAGCUGCCAUUCAGUGACACGUUUCCACUCUUACUGAGUGCUUACAAGCAGGAGUCCUCUUACACAACAGCAGGCGUGCAGGAAGGCUGGGACAAUUGUGCAAGGACCCCUGGCAUGCCCCUGCAGCUCCCCUUAAUGCAUGUGCUUCAUUAGGAUGUUAGCCAUUAAUUCCGCCUUCUUGGCCAGGUUGGGGGUUGUUGCCAAUGUGGCCUUCUACCAACAUGAUGCUACAAAGGAGGAUGUUUAGAUUGGUAAAACAGCAAAGUUUCAUUACGACUCUAUUCCAGAUCACGCUUGCUUUGCCUCCCAUUUCUGGCUAGGCAUGGAAUACAUGUGUGGGUCGGUAGCUAGAUGACACAGAGGAUGUUUUGCCUCCUGCAACAAUCUAAUCUGCCUCAUUUGUUCAGUGCACUGUAUAUCUGAAAAAAGUACACAUGGAACUUCUUACUGAGAAGCUAGUGAAAAAUGUCCUGCUCUGUAACUUUGUACACAUUCUAAUAGGCAGGAAAAAAGCCCUUUUCAUUUGAAAAGCAAGCCCAUGUAGAAUGAAGUCAUGUUAUUGUGAAGAGGGACAUGUGAAUAUUCAUACAAGUGUUUCAGUGGCUCACCUGUGACAUAAAAGAGUUGUACAUGUAUACCUGCUGCCUUAUUUUUUAGAGGAUGAAAUAAAGUUAGAUGAAGAUAUGUAAAAAGUGGGAAUGAUUGGUGGCCUUUGGGGUAUAACUAGGAUUGUCCCCUCCUUAGUAUUAUAAAAUCUAAUGCUAAGAAAAGUUCAGAAAAGAAACAGGUAUUAAUAACUCAGUUCAGUCAUACCAAAUGUGGGAUUUUCUUACACGUGCAAAAUACAAAUGUGAAGCUCAAAGUCCUGCCAAAUUGUGUAUAUGGAGUAUAUGUGUGUGUACACACACACACACACACACACACACACACACACACACACAGUGCCUAAAUAUAAAUUUAGAAUAAAACAGCACUGAGACUUGAGGACAGACUUCAAAGGAAAACCCAAAAGAAAACACAGUAGAUAACAAAAAAAAAUUGGUUUUUUACUAAAUAAAAGAUUUUUUGUUAUUUAAUGAAAAUUGAGAAGAAAGUUGACUUUUGUAGCUAGAACUGUUCAUCUGCCCCAACCCACAAAAAUCCAUUCCUGUUAAGAAUGGCAAAGUAAACAAUGUUUGUAUUUGCUCAUAUUUUAUGAAUAAACAGCCCAAACUGA